Molecule: messenger RNA, 747 nt
Organism: Plasmodium yoelii
Lineage: Eukaryota; Apicomplexa; Aconoidasida; Haemosporida; Plasmodiidae
Product: conserved Plasmodium protein, unknown function
Exons: 2
Coding region: 1-747 (248 amino acids)
Source: RefSeq, a predicted model, not a curated record
AUGUGGAAUAAAUAUUUGUUGUUACUUGUGUGCAUUGCCCUAUGUAUCCAAGGGCGUCCACCUACCAAAGUUAACAAAAAAGGGACUGUAAGAAGUUUUAAAAAAAAAAUAGGUAGAUAUGCUAAAAAUUACAAACAAUCAUAUCUAUUAAAAGAAGAUGGAGUAUUAGGAAAUUAUAAAAUAGAUGCUUAUGUUCAUUGUGAUCCUGAUUUUGAAAAAGAAUUUAAAUGGAACUUAUAUAAAAAUAGUCAUAAAGCUAAUGAUUUUUCUUUAAGGCGAUGUCAAUUGAGAAGGAAAUUUAAUAAAAUGUAUGAUGAUGAAAGUUUUUCAGUUAAAAAAUUUUUUUCGGAUGCAAAUAUAAUAUAUCAACAAUUUGUUCGUAAAUAUUCUACCUAUAAACUUAACGUAACUCUCAAAAAAAAUCAUCGUAUAGAAAUAGAAAAAAAGAAAGAUUUAUCAAAUUCAAUUAUGAACUCUUUAAGUAGUUUGGUUGUUACUAAAAAAACACAAUUUACGUCAGAUAUUCCUAGAUGGAGAUUAAGUUUUAAUUAUAUUACAGGAAAAAAAAGAUUAAUUAUAAUUGAUCCUAAACAUUUACCCGGAGUAAAUAUGCGCAUAUUUUAUGUUAUAGUUAGCUAUCGAAGGUAUUACUCACGAUUGUUUAAUACCAUUGGUGAUAUAUACAUCCAAUUUGAGGGAGAAUUUAAAAAACAUAAAGUGGGAUAUUUCACUAUGAAUCCAAUGUAA